GUAUUUCAGGGCGGAGCAGGCGGAAGUAGGGUGAGAAGCGGUUGCAACGCCGAGCGGAGGAGGCAGGAACCCGAAGGCAAGCAGGGGCUGGGUGGGGACCAUGGCCGGGAUCACCACCAUCGAGGCGGUGAAGCGCAAGAUCCAGGUUCUGCAGCAGCAGGCCGAUGAUGCAGAGGAGAGGGCCGAGCGCCUUCAGCGGGAAGUGGAGGGAGAAAGGCGGGCCCGGGAACAGGCUGAGGCUGAGGUGGCCUCCUUGAACCGUAGGAUCCAGCUGGUUGAAGAGGAGCUGGACCGUGCUCAAGAGCGCCUGGCCACUGCCCUACAAAAGCUGGAGGAAGCUGAGAAAGCUGCUGAUGAGAGUGAGAGAGGUAUGAAGGUUAUUGAAAACCGAGCCUUAAAAGAUGAAGAAAAAAUGGAACUCCAGGAAAUCCAACUCAAAGAAGCUAAGCACAUUGCAGAAGAGGCAGAUAGGAAGUAUGAAGAGGUGGCUCGUAAGUUGGUGAUUAUUGAGGGAGACUUGGAACGCACAGAGGAGCGAGCUGAGCUGGCAGAGUCUAAGUGUUCUGAGCUGGAGGAGGAGCUGAAGAAUGUCACCAACAACCUCAAGUCUCUUGAGGCUCAGGCGGAGAAGUACUCUCAAAAAGAAGACAAAUAUGAGGAAGAGAUAAAGAUUCUUACUGACAAACUCAAGGAGGCAGAGACCCGUGCUGAGUUUGCUGAGAGAUCAGUAGCCAAGCUGGAAAAGACAAUUGAUGAUUUGGAAGAUAAACUGAAAUGCACCAAAGAGGAGCACCUCUGUACACAAAGGAUGCUGGACCAGACUCUGCUUGACCUGAAUGAGAUGUAGAGCACCCCAGUCCCAUCCUGCCGCUGCUCCUCCCUCUGACCCGACUCCGCUGAGGCCAGCCUGCCCGAAGCUGACCUUUAAACUGAGGGCUGACCUUUAACUGGAAGGCUGCUUUCUCCUUUCGCCACCUCUCCCACCCCCACCCCUGUGUCCUUUUCGCCAAACUGUCUCUGCCUCUCCCCAGAGAUUCCAUUUGGGCUAGAGGCUGAGCACCUUUGGGAACAACGUUUAAGGGAAUGUGAGCACAAUGCUAAGUGUCUUUAAAAGCAUGUUGUGAUGUACACAUUUUGUAAUUACCUUUUCUGUUGUUGAUAUAGCAGCCAUUUGUAAAACAUUCCAGAUAAUUCCAUAGUUCUGAAGCAGCAGUCUAAUCCCUUUCUCACUUUUGGAAGGUAACUUUUCAGCUUAACGCAUAUUGCCCUCUCCGUAGAGGAGGGGAAAAGGUAUGGGCCUGCCUUACCGAGAGCCAAAACAGCCCAGAGAAGGACUCCAUUUUGGGAAACCUUAUUGCUCUGUAAAAAGUACCUGCCAAACCAGAAAGGUGAUUCCAGAAGGAGUUAGCCAAAAAAAAAAAAAGCGCUGUUCAGGUUUUCAGCUUUACGGUAUCUUUGGGCAAGUUUUUUUCCACCAGAAGUGACCAGAUGAAAUCAAGAUGGUGAGACCUCUGAGACCAAAUCCUUGUCCCAGCUCUCCCGUUCCCAGCCGCUCACAGAAUGGAUCAUGUGUCCCUUAUUUUGAGACGACCACUUAUUUGCUCUCCCGCCUCCUUGAAAGAAAGGAAAGAAAAUUAUGUUUUACCACUGAUUUAGCCAUAUGAAACUCAUCUCAUCACCCUUUUCUGGGUCUGAAGCUGCUGUCUUUAAUGAAAGUGCCAUCUCAUUGUGCAUUGUAUCAGUUAGUGCUGGAGAAAUCUUGAAUAGCUUAUGUACAAAAUUGUUUUUAAAUUUUAUAUUAUUUUGAAACUUUGCUUCUUUGGGGUUGGGGCACACUGGUCACCCCAUCUGGCUGUGAGAGCUCUCUACAGUCUGGGCUGGCAGUGUGCUGAUCUUUUAAAGUUUCUUUCCCUACCCAAUCCCCCCUUUUUCGUGAGGUUUCAGUGAGGUCAGUUAGGUGUGCAUCCUACAGCUUAAUUGGCUUAAAAUGUACUCCCCUUUGGUGUGGUCUCUUUGGGGGCCGAUUGGGAGAAAGAAAAAACAAUAGUGUAACUGUUUUGAUACUGAACAUUGAUAAAUGUCUUUUUGAAAUAAAGAACCAGUCCCUCCAA
Mesoplodon densirostris (Blainville's beaked whale) is the source of this 2111-nucleotide messenger RNA. It is a transcript of the gene TPM3, whose product is annotated as tropomyosin 3. Gene Ontology annotation, cellular component: actin filament. Lineage: Eukaryota; Metazoa; Chordata; Mammalia; Artiodactyla; Ziphiidae. The transcript has 8 exons. The record is from RefSeq and is a predicted model, not a curated record. Gene Ontology annotation, biological process: actin filament organization; muscle contraction. Gene Ontology annotation, molecular function: actin filament binding. The coding region runs from base 101 to 847 and encodes 248 amino acids.